GACGCGUUUCCGAACUUUCGAUCAUUUCCGGUGCUCAAACUCAAACCCUGCACGCUCUUUGCACGCCUUCAACUCCCUGAUCUUCACAUGAGAUGACUGAGAAACGCCAAAGCAGAGUUACACGAAGCACGCGUGCAAAGCAGGCAUCCGCUCAGAAGACUCUGCACGAUUUGUUCCAGAAGGAUGAUGAAACGAAACAUUCGGAAGAAGAUUCGAAGGAACUGGAUGGAGCCAAUGCGUCAUCUUCGAUACAUCCAGUAGACAUUAUAGUCAUUGAUGACGAACCAACCCCACCACGUCCUAAGGCACCCCGCAGAGCUAUACGGGAUUCUGUCCGUCAAAAUCACAUCCAAGCGGUAAAAUUGUUUCCUAUUUUCGGGACCCCAUCCACAACACCCAUGCAGUCUGCUCACUCAAAUUCUACAACUGCGAGUAGAGACACCGGUGGAGAUAUUCUUAUCGAAGUAUCUGAGGAUGAACAUCCACCGUCAUCUCAUCAAUGUUCUUCGUCACCUCCAGAAAUGAAUUCCCUUCACCCAUCACCAUCAAUCACCGUUUUAUCAUGUAUCGAGGACAUAGACGUGCCAAAUAACAGGUACAACAUAUCCCUGGUACAAGCUACUGCACCAACAAGUCGUAUAUACGUUCCAGGAGAUGUCCAUCCUCCGGUAAAGCGACAGGUGCUCCUAGGUGAUAUGACACCGGAUGCGCCAUAUCCAAAUAAGGAGACGCAACAUGUUCGUGGACCGCAAAAUACCUUUAGUCCGAGUUCGGAACCGCCGAAACGUCACAAACGCAAUCCGCCAGAUACCACAGACGAUGUGUCUUUAGGUUUCCUUUCUUCUUUAUCGCAGGGAUACCAAGAUCCUCCUCUUCAACAGUCGAUUUUUCUCCGAAUCCCCUCGCAGUCUGAACGUGAAGAUUAUAUUGGUAUUGACGGGCCCCGUGAUGCCGCAUAUUAUCCCACAAUAUCUAGAUUUUUGGAUGGCGAGGAUUAUGCCAAUCGGACAGCUUCUGGGCCGCCCCAGCAAGAAAUAUGGACCACUCGCUUCCGCCCCAGGAAAGCGGAUGAAGUGCUAGGGAAUGAAUCGCGUGCGUUGUAUAUUCGAGAUUGGCUCAAAGCUCUCGAAAUUCGGCUGCAUGCUACAAACUCCCCUCCCGCGAAAAGUAGUGCAAGUGUCACAGGCAGGCGGAAGGUCAAGCCUGACCCCCCUGACAGGGCGCCCAAGCGACCUCGUGUCAUUCGAGCUGUGGCUAAAAAGAGAGGCAGGAAACGACGGAAGCUGGAUUCCGAGGACGAGUUAGAUGCUUUUAUUGCUUGCAGCGAGGACGAAGACGAUAUGAUCCUGGAUGCGCCAGAGGAAGAAACUGAUGCCAAUGAUUUUAAUUUUUGCCAGCGAACGCUUGCCCACCUCCAGCGAAAGGACCAUUUUCGGCUAUUAGAGCAACGUCCACCGACUUCAGAUAUUGGUAUCGACAAUAUCCCGACCAUUCCAAAUUACCAAUCCUCCGACGCUAAUUUUACCGAUACUCUAACGAACACACUUAUUAUAACUGGGCCUCCAGGGUGUGGGAAGAGCGCAGCAGUUUAUGCGUGUGCAGACGAGCUGGGGUGGGAAGUUUUCGAGGUCUAUCCUGGAAUUGGAAGACGCAGCGGCGCAAACCUCGAUAACCUCGUUGGAGACGUGGGUAAAAAUCACCUCAUCCAACAGACGAGGCCAAAAUACCGGACGGCAGCUGCACAGUGUGAUACAAGAGCGAGCGCUGCUCUUUCGACGUUUUUCCCUAAAACAGGAAAAGCCAACCCCAAACCCUCGCCAACAGACUCAGAUACCGAGCAUCCUAGUGAUGUUGACACACAUGUCCUCGUGGAUGCUGCCAGUGAGUCCCUGCAGGACACGGUGGAACCACCUGUAACCGUUGAUGAACGAGUUGGCUCAUCAAAAACAAAUGGACCGGCGAAACCGUCUGCCACGGCUCGGCAAUCACUCAUUCUCCUUGAAGAAGUCGAUAUAUUAUUCAAGGAAGACGCUGGCUUUUGGCCGGCAGUGGUAGACUUGAUCAAGGAGUGCCGCCGGCCCGUGAUCAUGACAUGCAAUGACAUUAAACUUGUCCCCGUCGCGGAUCUUCCUUUGCAAUCCGUUCUAACGUUCCAACCUUGCCCUUCCGAGCCCGCUGUCACGUUUUUGCAAUGCCUGUGUGCAACACAGGGAUACGCUAUCCCAAGAGAUAAGUUAACCCAGCUUUACGAAACCACGUACAUCGUGCAGAGUAUGGAUCUUCCAGACGCGCCGCUCAACCCCAGAACCGAACCACUACCACCACCGGAUCUCAGGCGAUCUAUUACCCAGUUGCAAUUGAUUUGUACUGACGCCACCCACGAAGCUAAGGUCCCUCAAGAAGCACAGGGGGCCGCUGAAAACAUUCCGUCACUCCCUAUGACAAUUUCCGCCCAAAGCAGUGCUGAUGUUUCUGAGACAUCGACGGAAGAGCUGUGGCGAUGGGUUUCCACUUACACGGAUUGUGUUUCCUAUACCGACAGCUAUCUCUGCAGGGCACCAUUAGAUGGACGUGAGGCCCUGUCAUACAACCUAUCUGAAUCUUUGCUUGACGAUGAAUUGGGACACGCCAUACUAAUCCGGCCGUCCCACGUCUCUGACACGAGAGAUGGACUUGCCUUCUAUCACAAUGAUGAGCUCAUUGUGCAGGACGCCAUCCACCUUUCACGUGGUAAACACGAGGUUUUGGGUGCUAUUCCGAUCACAACGUCGAUCAACCCCGCGGCUAGUGGUUCUAAUACUGACAUGGAAACAAGGCUCUUCCGAGCUCGCGUGGAGCAUCAAGCACAGAUGCUAACCGCAUUGCAGGAUAUCGUUCAACCACCCGCACCUCUCAUGCCCCAGAGCAGCGUGUACCUUGAUUACAUACCGUGGGUGAGAUUCAUGGUUAAUGUGGAUGAUAUUCUUGAGCGAUUAGCGUGGGAUGAGAUGGAGAAGGUGAAGUCUGGGAGAUUAACAAGGAAUAGUAUGAAGGCGAGACAUAUACGGACUAUUGAUUUAAGAGAGGAUCAACAUCAGGCGCUGAUUUGCCGUCUCUUAACUACUCUUCAACAUCCUAUUUACACAGGCAUAAUGCCUGCAUUUACAACGACUGCUACGAUCAAGCACGUCAAUCUCUUUUCUCAACCAAAGGAUAACACCGACGGCACCCCUGCACUGAAAGAUGUAUCCAGACAUUCCCCACUCAUUUCUCUUCCCCCUCUCGAUUAUUUACAACAGCAUCGUAGGGGCUCUAUCACAGAUCCAUCUCUACACGCUGCCUCGGCAAACUCGUCUGCAGCUUCCCGUCAUAUAGAUGGUAUUGAUUUUGCUUCCCGUGCUAUCAUCCAUGUCCGACCACGUCCAGCUGCCAACUACACUUUCGGUGAUGGCGGAGGCUCAAUGCACAAUUCCGAGUCUUCAAGUAAACAAAUGCGCAAGAUAUUGCGUUCCCCAUCUACAGAAUGGGAGCCUGCAAAGGGUAUUGCACCUCUACAGACAUCACUUCCUCCAAACGGGGGAACUAAAACCACCGAUCACAUGAACGUGGACAGCAGUAAUGAGAAACAAUCGCCCAGAGUUAAUACACGACAAGCAGACGACAGUGAUCACAGUUCACGAAGGCAAUCGAUUGCUAAUUCUUCGGAUUCCCAAAUGCCACACGGAACGAAACGAAAGACAUCUACUUACAGAGAAGCCGAUACAAGUGACGACACAGAUUCGCAACUGGUAGGACCUGGGGUACCUAGUCCCAUGAACAUCGAUUCAGAAGGACGCGCACAAAAACGGCGAGGAUCGACCAUUGAAAUGAGCAGGAUAGCCCAGCUGAGCAUAUAUGACCAGAGGCGACAUUCAGUGCAUUCUGGAGCGAUAGCGUCAAGAGCGGGCACAGGAGUAUCAGGAGGAAAUGGGCACUGGUGGUUGAAUGAGAGACGGGAUUCCUUACCACCGUCGUUCCCAAACGGGACCACUAGUGGCUACCCCUCGGCAUUAUCCGGCGAUCAGCCACAUGGUCGACCUGCUGCACCCUCGACGCCAGGCAGCAUGGCGACUUUCGCGUGGUCUGCAGCACAACACCCGGACGGUUCGCAAGAUCCUAAUAUACAGCACCACCCCCGUUCUUUCGAAACACAACCUAUGCAGAUGACCAUGAUGCCCCCGAUGACAUUCCCGCCAGACAGGCGGAUGUCAGUGCCAGAAAGCUCGACUUCUACAAUAGGACCGACAAGAAAUAUUCGUUCGCGGUCCCGACCUCCAUCGCGUCAAUUACGCGAAAAUAGCCAGACUGUCACUCCUGCUGUAGGGCCUGCGCCACCUGCGGAGGAGCCUUGUUCGGCUCCUUCUCCGUCAUCUAGCCUGAAACCGCCGAAGGAGCCGGGAUCUACACCUUACUCUCGUUCACCCGAGCUGCGAGUUUCGCAUAAGCUUGCCGAGCGAAAGCGACGGAAAGAAAUGAAAGACCUAUUUGAUGAGCUGCGGGACCAGCUACCCGCAGAUCGGGGCAUGAAGGCGAGUAAAUGGGAAAUACUUAGCAAAGCUAUCGACUUUGUUACCAAUUUGAAACAAAGUCACCAAGACAUGGUUCGUGAGAUCGAGAUGCUGAGACACGAGCUGGAAAGCAUGAGACAAGGCAUACCAUCUUUUGGUCCAGGAGCACCACCCCACGCUAUGGUGUAUGGACAGGGCGCACCAGUUACAGGACCAUAUCCACCACCUCCAGGAGCGAUCUCUCAUCCUCCACCGCACACGCAUCAGCAACCGCCCCAUCCGCCUCAGCCACGGCCACCAUCGUCGGAGAAUCCAUAUCCGACAGCACCUACCACCCUUUCUUCAGCUCCAGCAGGAGCACCACCAGCGCCAACUACCAAUGGUGUGGCGAGCAUACCAACGAACAAAUCAGAGGUACAGCCGAUGUAGUUGGUAGACCUAUCCUGGCCUCCCCUGGCCUCUUUCCCUCUGCUGAAUCCUACGAUUUCUUUAAGUUACGAGCUUGUGAUUAGCAUGGUUGUUCUCAUUUUUAUGGACAAGUUUUCACGAUCACAUGAAGUGUACAUAGUCUUCUCCUUAGGUUAUCCUCUCCUCGCAAUUGUUAUGAUGACUAUCAAGCAUCCUUCAUAUCAUCCAUCUGCAUGAUCAGGUAUAGGAGA
Molecule: messenger RNA, 5185 nt
Organism: Suillus plorans
Lineage: Eukaryota; Fungi; Basidiomycota; Agaricomycetes; Boletales; Suillaceae
Exons: 10
Coding region: 93-4955 (1620 amino acids)
Cellular component (GO): nucleus
Molecular function (GO): DNA binding; protein dimerization activity
Source: RefSeq, a predicted model, not a curated record